AUGAUCCGAAUGGUGGACCGCGAAAUGGUGGGGGAAAGCAAGGUGGCGCUGAACAAUCCGCACAAGUGGCUGGUGAACAAGGAGUUGACCCACCGCCAGCUCAGGUCGUCGGUAUACCGGGAGAUGAUCAACCACCUAACGGUAGAGCCGGUAGACCCGACACUGAUCAACAAACUGAUGAUGGUGGAACGUGUCUUCAUGCACAUGCUGCCGCAGGAUCUGGUGUAUCCGGCGCUGAUCAAGGACCGGUUUUUCGAUCCGGACCGGGUGAUGAGCAACCAUCUACUGUCGGAUCCGCUAACCCGGACAAUGGUCGACCGCCUGAUGAUGACCUCGCUAGAACGGAUGAUGAUAAUCAAAUCGGUGAUGAGACCGGAGCUGGUGGGUGGCUUGAUGGCCUGCGUCCAGAGGGUAGAUACAGCGGAGCGCAUGAUGACCACCAACUUGAUGAUAGACCCGGUGGAUCGGGCGGUGAACAACACCCUGAUGGUGGAUCCCACAGACCUGGCGAUGUUCAACGAGCUGCUGGAGGACCCGAUAAACCGGGCGAAGGUCAAGGAAUUGUUCCGGUCCGGGAUGACCCCGAUGGCCCAAGAGAGC
Molecule: messenger RNA, 600 nt
Organism: Mesorhabditis spiculigera
Lineage: Eukaryota; Metazoa; Nematoda; Chromadorea; Rhabditida; Rhabditidae
Source: the annotation of a GenBank genome assembly